Molecule: messenger RNA, 6435 nt
Organism: Temnothorax curvispinosus
Lineage: Eukaryota; Metazoa; Arthropoda; Insecta; Hymenoptera; Formicidae
Product: transmembrane protein 94
Exons: 25
Coding region: 258-4439 (1393 amino acids)
Molecular function (GO): nucleotide binding
Source: RefSeq, a predicted model, not a curated record
AGCCCAGUGGUGCCGUGUGGUGCAGUGGUACGGGUCAUACGGGUGCCCAGGGCCCAGCAGAAUCGUGAGUCGUGAGCGAUGCGAUUAACAUGUUUUGAGUACUGUUCGUCGCAGUUUCGCGAGCGGACUUGGAAAAAUAUGCGAUCCCUGCUGCAUUGGAGCUAAAUUGCGAUCAAUUUCGAAACGCUACACGCUACCUCUCGAGUGCCGAGCACAAGGGAAGGAGCAACGAUUCCUUCCUGCGACAAGAGCGAAAAAUGGAGAGCGAGCGCUUAACUGGCAGAGACACCAAGAGACACGACGAGAGUACUGAGGCUAAACCUAAGGAGACUCUAGGCAGUCUAGGCUUGACCACCGCAGUAGCCUUGGAUACUCUGCAUCGCGAUGUUACACGCGUUCUGCAGGAGUACGAAGAGGAUCGCAGGAGAAAUAACAAGUAUAGAGCUUGGCUGAGGGAUGCCCUACAUCAUCGCAGCCAAUAUACGACGCUCUGCUGGACCUCCGCAAUCGCCCUGCUGAUCAACGCCAUUAUUCUCAUCGUUGCGUUCUUCACGCUCAAUGAAACAUGGUAUUCGACACUGCCGUACGAAGGACUGACAGUCUGUUGUUUAGUAGUAUUGAAUUUUAUCUUGGUGAUAUUGGAUAACAAAUUACGACACGAGGAAAUUCCUCAUAGAGUGAAACGUCUUCUGGAUAAACUCAAUGUUGCACGUUCCACAUGUCAAUGGAAAUCCGACAACUAUCCGCAUCUGUGCAGUCCGCAAUCCCCUUGCCUGACCCUGCAGUGGACGUAUCGCGAUGGUCAAGUAGUCAACUUGCCGUGGGCUUUAUUAGUGGCCGGUGACAUAAUCGUGAUGAAGCCAGGCCAGCAAGCACCUGGAUAUUGCGUGCCGUACGACGAUGCGGAAGCUCCUGUUUUGCAUGCGAAAGAGACCUACUGUGCGCCGGUACACAGCGCGAACGAGAUUUUCUCCACGCCGCAGGCCCGCGCACCUCUGAAGAGCAAAAUCUACAAACUUCAGGAAACGCCAUACCUGAUGAAUCUCCGAAUGGCGUUGGAUCAAGCUCUCGAUCGACCGGUCACGUAUUACAAUCGCAAGCGUCACUUGUUGAUGAUCUGCUGCAUCGAGCACUUGACCUAUCCGAUACUCGUGAUCGUUAUCCUUGUGGUCAAUCUGCUCCGUUAUCUGUAUUUGACAGAUUAUUUUGGUACCGGCCACUGGAGUGAGAUGUUUUUGCUGCAACCCAUCACCAUUAGUCUGCCGUUGCUGCCGUUGAUGUUUCCCGCCUGCUGGAUCGUCCUCAAUUGCUUCGGCAUGGCCCGUUUCAAAGCAUUGUUCAAGCUUUAUCUGUCCGCAAAGAAACUCCAGUUUGUAGAUCCUUUUGAAGACGCGGAUAUCAAUGGUCCCAGUCAUCCGGAUGUAGUGUAUAAUUGGCUGGAACUCAAAGAGUACUUUUUCAAUAUUCUUUUUGGCACGGAGCACAUGAUGUCGCGGUCGGCGAGCAUUUUACACGUACUGGGCUCUGUGACUGCACUGUGCUGCGUAGAUAAGAAAGGAAUUCUUUCGUGGCCUAAUCCUACGGCGGAGAAAGUAUUUUUCCUACGUAACGCCAAUAUUUUGUCGCCGAGCUCAAGUACCGGCAGCGUGGACAAGACGACUGAUAAGAACCAAGAGUCUGAGGAGACCAAGGUCAACUCCAAUAGAACGUCUUACGUUCAGCACGAUAUGUCGCACUCCACCGCCGAGGUUUUGGAUCUCACCCAUGAUCACGCCCUGCCGUUCCGCCUGCAGUUCGACGACCAAUCGUGGCGACAACAUCUCAACUCCCUGAAGCCGCUCGGCCUGGCGAUCCUCCUCAACACGUGCAACAUGGAUACGCAGGAGCACUACAUGCAAUUCUGUUGCCAUGUCACUUGCGAGGCUCUUUAUAACGAGAACCUAGUCCCAGUGACCAACAGACGCAGAUGUCUGUGCGAACUGGCGAAGCAGAUCGGCUUCCAGGACCAGGCGCAAAAGAUCUUUCAACUGGAGCAACAACUGUGUACAUUUAGACAUGUACAACCGGAGAUGGUCAGGCGGGAUAUAAAGUUUGCGCGUUCGCUGAGCAUCGCGACAAAGUUGAAGUUCCCGUUUCCUCAUAUGGUCACCGUGGUCGUGAAAGAGCGCAGCGGUGGCGGUCUGCAAUUGUUGACGCAAGGAACGGCCGACGUAAUUCUAGACUCGUGCAUCGAGUACUGGGAUGGUCACGAUCUCUGUCCUCUUUCCGCAUCAGACAGAAAAAAGGUGCAGGACUUUUACCAGAGGACGAGCUUGACCUCGUACUGCACCGCAUUCGCUUACCGACCGCUGACGCGCGCCAUCAGCGACAAGAUGUCCGAGAUAUAUCUGGAACUGCCUGCUGAUAGCAAACACUUGUACACGCCGCACAGGAGUCCGACCCCUUUGCCGUGGGACUUUAGAAACGUUCUCGAUCCCAGAGUACGAGGAAUAUUAGGGCAGUUUCAUUCGACAGAUUCCUUGUUGUGCAACGAAACGAAGGAUGAUGACGUGAGCGACGUCGAAAGCUGCUUCGAGGUGCAGUGUAAUCAGGUUUUCAUCGGAAUGGUGACCAUGCAAUAUCAGGCGCAAACCGAUAUGGUGCAACUGAUUGAGCAACUGGACAGGGCGUGCAUAAGAUUCGUCCACUUCAGCAAGGAAAAUGAGCUGCGCUCGCGCGUUUUCUCAGAGAAAAUGGGUCUGGAGAGCGGAUGGAAUUGCCACAUCUCGUUACUCAGCGAGGGGGCCAGGUCCGAGAGUCCAGUGGGUUGGUGGGUGAGCCAGGCAGCAGCCAUGUCCUCACCCACUCCCUCACCCACAGCCCAAUCUCAUCAGCCUAAUUACUCCUGCAUGGACGAGGCCAGCCACUUGCUUAAUCGUGUCUUACCUCGCAACAACUUGAACAACAGCCGAGCGAUGAGUAUGUCGGCGCCGAGCGCUAUCAAUACGGACUUCUCAACGGUCAAGUUCGACGAUGAGACCACCGAGUGGAACAACACGGGGGCUUCGCAGGUCAAGAGCGCGAUGAGCCACAGAGAUAACAAACUGUCGAGCAGGGAGCAGGACACGGUGAGAAGCGAGGACAGCGUUUUGGUGCAGAGCGUUGAUCUAGGAUCAGGCCAGGAAGCUUGGAGAUCCUUGAGCUGCCUCACCGACAGCACCGAGCAAAGCGCGCCGGUCAACUUUGAUCUGUCGAACAGGGCUAAAUUGCCGAGGGGCAUAGAUAAGAUACGUCCGCACAUCGAACUAAUAGACAACGUUCCUUUGCUCGUAUCCCUGUUCACCGACUGCAACACUACAGUGACUCGCGAGAUGUUGCACAUUAUGCAGGACUACGGCGAGGUGGUAUGCGUGCUUGGAUCCUCCGCCAACGCUGAAAACAUGCCAAUCUUCAUGCAGGCUGACGCAGGAGUAGCGGUGGAGCCCUUGUACCCCCAGGUGUGUCAAAAAGUACCCGUGUUGGUACCUACUACGGAGAAUCAAGGAAUUUCUCCCAUCGACCUGAGUAGAGCGCUCAACUCCGUCGCGUGUUCGCUGAGUGUGAAACGCGAGGACCCCGUGGCAAUCUUUCAUCUCAUUAUGGAGGCUCGUCAUUAUAUGAAGAAUCUAUGGAACUGUAUACAAUUCUGGCUGUGCUGCUUAGUUACGCUCUCAUUUAUGCAAAUGCUGUCGGCGUUUCUACUGCUGCCGCCACUGUUCUCCAUCGACCAGGUACUCUGGCUGUGCUGCUUGAUAAUCCCCAUAUUAUCGACAUCAAUGAUCGCCACGCCGAUAGAUUCGACGAUAAUGCAACGCGCGACUGGGAAGAAUCAAUGUGUAGUUAACGGAGAGGUCACGCUAUUCGUGCUAUGGUGCUACGGCAGCAAGUUUUUGCCGACGGUGAUCACAGUGAUCCUCUCGCAGUGCAUCUCGUUCUUGACGCUUUGCCCCGUCUACGUGCCGCAGACGAACUCCAAGUGCCUGUAUAUAUAUCCAGAUCCGCGGGAUCAGAUCUGGGGCGGCUGGGGCAGCAGGCCGAUCGUCGUUCUGGUCGUGCAACAUUUCGCUCUCACCCUCAUAGUCCUGCAUUUCGUUACGAUAUCUGUCAGCUUUGUGCACAGGGAAUACUCGAUAUGGAAGAAAAAUCCCAUGAGUAAUUGCACCUGGUUUCUUGGCGUAUUUGUCGUAUUGUGCGUGCAAGCGGUAUUCUCCGGUGUGGCGUUCCGCAGGUUUUGGCGGGAGGAAGGCAAGAAGAUUGAGAAUUUCCCGAUUCACGUACCGUUGUUCUUUCUACUCUCUGUUCCGCUGACAUUAGCGGUUAACGAGUUGAUCAAGUGGCAAGAGAUCAAAGUGAACGUCAGGUACCAGAAAAGAGCACGUUUAGAAUUUGGUACGAAGCUGGGAAUGAAUUCGCCAUUUUAAUCAAAUUCGUAGCACCAAUUUUUGAUGUCUUCGAAAUAUCAAAUGUGUUUUAAAAGAUAUAUACGGGUACAUCGUUAGGUGUAUAUAUUAUUAGUAUAUGUUAUCGAAAGUAUUCUUACGAUUCAGUUGCUGCAAACUCGAGAGGUCCAAAGGGCUCUCGUCAGCUUUGUGUACUUAUAACGCCGUGUCAAAUAUUGCCAAACGAUUAGACUCGAACGAGGCACCGAUAUUUUUCUAUAGCGAUAUGCAUAUUUAUAUUUUGCGAUGUAACAACGGCCCACAUCGGACGCCGCGCCGCGAAGCUGUCGAUUGCGAGCUUAAACGAGCGUCGCGCCGUGUGAGCUUUCGCACGAUACAUCGGGCCGAUAGCGGAAUAUCUAUCUUAUUUUAUCAAAUCGCUCUGAUUAAGAUGCGCUUUUUUCGCUCUUGAUUCUGUCGUACGUCAAGAUGUCUCACAUCAUAGGUACAUCGCGUUUUAGAUUUCAUUUAAAAAAAAAAAAAAUUUAUAUAUAUAUAGAAAUAAUAUUUUAAUAGUAAAUAAAUAGUAAUUUUACAAUUACCGCAAGAUUAUUUCGUUUCUCUAGUAUCCAUAGUGCGAGCGUGCUUGAGAAAUCUGAGACAUCUUGUAUUUGACGACUUUGGUAUUAUACGUAGAGUAUUUGUACACACAUAAAGAUGUUCCUAUUGAUAACUUUGACAUCUUCGUCAAUGUUCGAUUUCGCGAGCUCGUUGUAGAAUCGUAUAAUCGAGAAAUCGGAAGUUUUUAGCGUGAACGCAACGAUAGUAAUUUAUUUGUUGUGAUCAAGGAUUAGCCGAGACUUUAGCGAAUUAAAUGUACUCUGCGAGAUUAUAGCUAGCCGCAUCGAGAGUUAAAUUCAAACUCUAGCAACAAGAGUCUCGCUGGUACGAGACAGUUCUCUGGUUGUGAGACAGUGUUCGCACGCGCGCGCGCACGUGGUCAUAUUUGGAUAUUAGGUUUCUUGAUUUCCCACCGAUAAAGUGGAAUAUGAUCUUAAUCGCGAAUUUCAAAACGGCCGAACCUCCACAAUCAACUUGCCCCUUCUCCUUUUGCGCUGUUCUUGUACCACCGUUCGAUUUUGACUAAUGAUACUACGAACAUGCACGCGCAUAUAAUAUCUAUUGUUUGUUACUCGUUUUUUAAACUCUAAAUUGAUCGACGACGUAAUUUUCGUUCGUUGUACAAAAUACGAGUGGAGACACUGAAGGGAAAAUUAAAAAUAGAGAUUGCUAAUAAAUUAAGGGGAUGCAUACAUUUAACCGGAUCAAAAAUCAAUUCUUUUUUACAUUUUCAGAAAGUAUAACAUUUAAGGAUUUCUCUCAAUGCAGUAAAUUAUAAAAUUAUCAAACAGGCUAUUCGUCUUACUUAAAUCUCUUAGAUAUCUAUUUUUUUCUUGCCUUCUAUUACAUAUUGAAGCAAAUGUAAAAAAGAGAUAGAAUAGGUCUGAUUUUUUGUGUUAUGCGACGUUAAGUCGGAGGUUUGACUAUACUCUAAAUCUUUGUUAAACGAUAUUCCACUCUCGUAACAAAUUCAUUUUACUGAUAAACUUCCGUUACAGUGUGGCAUAUCGUCCCCAUGUUGUUAAUAGUUGCUUUCCAUUUACACUUUAGUGAUCUGAGUCACUCAGUUAUGUGAGUAUUUUAUACUCAGGUAAGAUAAGUCAUUUUGUACUUACCUGCUUAUUUUGGUGACAAAGCUAUCGCAUAACAAUACAGAUUCGUAGUCUCACUUUUAAUGUGAGUUUAUUAGAUUCAUUGAAGCACAUGGUCUCGAUUGUGGAUAAAAACUCUGUUGACUCUCACUUGCCAGCAUGCAAAAAGAACGUGCAUUCGACAAUUGAGUUUUGACGUCACAAGUGAGAAUUAUCCGAGUUUUGAUGUAAAUGAAAAGCAACUAAUAUAUUGCAUUCUAGACUUGGUUUUACGCGAUAAAAUGGAUCUUUUUUUAAGAUGAGAAUAAAAUAUUGAUUAAAAAAUA